This is a messenger RNA of Phytophthora nicotianae INRA-310, 1218 nucleotides long. RefSeq lists its product as hypothetical. Bases 61 to 1143 code for a protein of 360 amino acids. The record is from RefSeq and is a predicted model, not a curated record. Gene Ontology annotation, molecular function: protein binding; 6-phosphogluconolactonase activity. NCBI's taxonomy places the organism in Eukaryota, Oomycota, Peronosporomycetes, Peronosporales, Peronosporaceae. The transcript has a single exon.
AGUGCGUGGACAUUUUCCGAUCUUCUCCCGAAGCACCAGAGGUCUUCAUUCCCACCCAAGAUGCCGAACCUCUACGUAGGCACAUACACCCGCAAGGAAGGCCACGUGGAUGGCCACGCCAAGGGCAUCUACUCCUACUCGUUCGACGAUGCUACGGGUGCCUUGAAGCUGCUCAAAGUGACUGAGGGCGCGGGUAUCAACCCGUCCUACGUCUUUGGCACCAACUCGACGCUGUACGCCGUGAACGAGAGCAACGAGCCGUCCCAGCUGCAUCCCGGAGAGGAGACGGGCUUCAUAUCUGCUUAUAAGAUGGAAAAAGACGGCGGGCUCACGCAGAUCAGUCGCUAUGAGACCGGCGGGGCUUACACUUGCCACGUAGCUCUCAGUCCCAACGGAGACUUCGUAUCCGUGGCUAACUACGGCGGCGGUAGCCUCUCGCUCUACCCCGUGAACGCGGACGGCUCGCUUGCCCCUGCGUCGGACCACCACCGCUACGAAGGCGCAAGUAUGGCCAUCCCGGAGCGUCAGGAAGCCUCGCACAUCCACAGCACGGCGUGGACGCCAACGGGCCUCCUUGCGGCUGACUUGGGCACCGACCGUCUUGUGCAGUACAAGCUGGACGCGGACAAUAAGAAGCUGGUGGACGAGGAAUUCAUCACGCGUCCUCCUGGCUCUGGUCCGCGUCACUUGGCGCUCUCCCCGGAGCUCGGCGUGGGCUACGUCAUCAAUGAGCUCGACAACACGGUGGGUGUGUACCCGCUGGACGCCAAGACUGGCAAAUUAGGCCACGAGGCGCUACAGAACAUCUCGACGGUGCCCAAGGACUACUCGGGCCCCGCGCCACUGGCGUCGGACAUCCACAUCUCGACGAACGGCAAGUUCGUGUACGCGGCCACGCGCUUCUGCCACAGUAUCGCCAUCUACAAAAUCUUGGCCGAUUCACGUCUCGAGCUGGUGGAGAUCCUCCCCACGCGUGGUGAGACGCCGCGCGACAUCCUCCUUUACAAGGACUUUGUGCUGGCGGUUAACCAAGACACUAACAGCAUCGACGUCUUCCGAGCCGACGGCGAGACCGGCAAACUCACGUACACGGGCAACUCCAUCGACUGCCCGUCGCCGUCGUCCAUGUUCAUCGCGCAGUAAAUUUCCUGCUUAGAGAGUCGUAAGAUCCGCUAAUCGUUAAUGGAUUCUCUAUUUCACGUACUUAAUCGAAAACAU